Molecule: messenger RNA, 2054 nt
Organism: Eurypyga helias (sunbittern)
Lineage: Eukaryota; Metazoa; Chordata; Aves; Eurypygiformes; Eurypygidae
Gene: TTC12
Product: tetratricopeptide repeat domain 12
Exons: 20
Molecular function (GO): protein binding
Source: RefSeq, a predicted model, not a curated record
CCAAUUUAGUGCAAGGCUUGAGCUCCGCAGACCCGACCGUCAGGGCAAAAACGGUUGCUGCGACAGAGAAAAAGCUCCAUGUUCAAGAAACGAGCAAGGAGGAAGAAUGCAAGACCACAGCGGACAGAACAGUCAUCAACACCCGAGGCACGGCGAGCACAGAGGCAGCGAACGCAGAUGGCUUUCUGGCAAUUUUGGAAAAGGAUGCAAAAGAACGAGCUAAACAAAGGAAGAGAAAUGAACACUUAGCAAAUGCUCUGAAAGAGAAAGGAAACGAUGCCUUCAGGAAAGGAGACUAUGUCCUGGCCGUUCAGAGAUACACUGAAGGUCUGGAAAAACUGAAAGAUAAGCAGGAGCUUUACACAAACAGAGCACAGGCCUACCUGAAGCUGCAUGAGUAUGAAAAGGCUAUUGGUGACUGUGAAUGGGCCUUAAAGUGCAGUGAAAAAUGUAUUAAAGCCUAUUUUCUAAUGGGGAAAGCUCACCUGGCCCUUAAGCACUACAGUGAGUCCAGGCAGUGUUACGAGAAGAUCUUACAAAUUGAUCCCCAAAAGAAAAGCCUAUUUAAAGAUUGUAUGAACGAAGUAAACUUGGAGGAAAAAAGAAUGAGAGAUGAAGAGAGAGCAAUGAAGGAAGUUUAUUCUGGAAAGCUGGCUGCUGUGUCCGUAACAGAACUGCUGCAGAAACUGGAUAGGCCUGACCAGAAUAUCCUCUACUAUACAGGAGGGAUCAGACUUUUGACAGGAGCUGUGAAAGAUAGCACUGAGCAAACUUUAUUUAGAACAAACAAUGGAUUCAGUAUCCUCCAAGACAACCAGACCGUAAGACGGGGCUUCUGUGCAGAGAGAAAAAGCACUGCUGAAGCGGAGCUGUCUGUUGCUCUUCUUCUCCUUUGGCAAGCUGUCUGCGCUGGGAAUGAAGAAAAUCAGCGCCUUCUAUUGAGUCACCCUGAUGUGAACGCACAGCUGCCAAACCUGCUUUCUUCUGGGGUAUCCGAGAUCCAAAAGGAGACCUUGGCACUAAUUUCUCUUUACUUAGAGAAUGAGAAUGGGAGGAGACUGCUGGUCAGGCACCAGGACCUAACCAAAUGGCUGCAGAUUUUGAUGGCGUUUGUCAACUGCACUGAUGCCAGGGCUAGCAGUGCCAUGAACAUACUGUCUGAUUUAAUGGAGGAGGAAAGGUUCAAAACCCAGUGUCGUGUCAUGCUUUCCUCAGGUGUUUUACCUUUAUUCACCCAGUUGCUGACCUCUGCCAGGCUGGUGAACCAGGAAGCCCUUGCCCGUUGCAUUGGCAUCAUGGGGAACCUGUGUGCAGAUGGAGCCAUUCGAGCGCAGAUGGCCGAGUGCCAAGAGUGCUGGCAAGCAUGCUUAAAGCUUCUGGAUGAAUGCUUUGAUGUCAGCACCCCCAGGUACCGGGAGUGUUUGUUUGCAGUGCUGGGCCUAAUGAUGAACUUACUGCUUGAAUCAAACAUGAUCAUCCAGUACUCGGCUGUGGACAUAAGCAGCAGGUGCAUGUCUCUCCUGGAGGACAAGGACGGAAGAAUUGUGACGAGAGCCAUUGGCGUGCUGAGUCGCAUCCUGCCAGCAUCCUCCGCGGCAGUAGAAGAAGUGGUGAAAGGAGGGGUGGUGAGAAAAAUGAUCAAAUUCUUGAAAGCUGCAGGACAGAUCACAUCCCGUUAUGGCAUAAAGACCCUUUCCAUCUGCACCAGAAGUAAUGGACAAGCUCAAGAAGAUCUAGUGAAGGCAGAUAAAAGGUUCAGUGUGCUGCUGAAGCUCUUGGACUCAGAGGAUGAAAUGAUUGUGGGAAACGCUGCUUUCUGCCUUGGCCACUGCCUUGCGGUUCCGGGAGCAGCGGCGUCCUUACUGAACUCCAGUGUUGUGAUGACUUUGUUGAAACAUGCUGGUGGUGAUGCUACAAGACCUUCGGUGCAGAAGAACGCAGCCGUGGCUCUGGGGAAGCUUUGUGUCGCUGAACCAAGGCACAUUCUUCAACUGCGGAAACUCAACGGACUGGCCAUCCUGAACUCCUCUAUGAAACAUGUGCACAGCGUCUGA